This is a messenger RNA of Kuraishia capsulata CBS 1993, 606 nucleotides long. RefSeq lists its product as uncharacterized. Bases 1 to 606 code for a protein of 201 amino acids. Gene Ontology annotation, cellular component: anaphase-promoting complex. The record is from RefSeq and is a predicted model, not a curated record. The transcript has a single exon. NCBI's taxonomy places the organism in Eukaryota, Fungi, Ascomycota, Pichiomycetes, Pichiales, Pichiaceae.
AUGCCCAUGGAUUUCCAGUUUAGCCAUAUUCACAUGAGUGAUCCUUCUCACGUACUACUCAUGGAAAAAUGGGUGAAUGACCCGCUGCCAUUUGAUGUUAUAGAGCUGCCCAAAACGCAAUGGGCCACGAGUGAUAAUAUACUCCAACAUCUGAUUAAUACAGAAACUGAAGAUGAUGAUAUGCUGCAGGAAGUGGGCAAUGGAUUGAAUCCAGGUCUAAACAGGAACAACAAGCGGUCUAAGAAACUGUUGUGGAAAGAUCUUGGAUUAGGAGACUUUGCAAACGGAGGCGGGCCAGAUUACACGUUUGACCGAACGAUAUUGACACAUCUUGCUACUACAGAUUCGGAAGAGCCGAAGUUUCUGCCUGCUGAGGCUGCCGAAUUGGAUGCUGCUCGGGAAAACGAUUUGAUGCGGAAUAGGGUAUUACAAGGCUUGGAACGCUCUGCUGAAGCACAGGGGAUCUUGCACAGUGGCUUGGACGAAAGUUUCAACGGGUCGAUUCCUGAGAUCAACUUAUCGACUCCAGCAUUUCGGACAAGGACUCCAAUGCCACAACCCAGGCGAUCGAGCUACCAAACCCCAGACUCCAGGAUCAUUCGUUGA